UGGAGACUGUCAUUUCAUUUUGCUUCCUACAAACACACACACACACACCAACUCAUACUGUUCUGAAACUACACCAAAACGAAUUAUUAGUCUCACUACUAUCCCACUCACAACAUACGCACGCGCAUAGUCAGGUGCUUCCUGGUGCUUCAUUGCAGGAUCACAGUCUGGGGAACCGAAACGGUCAGUGAAGGCGUCCAGGAAGCGCCACCGGCAGGCGACAGACCGAGAAAUGCGGCAGUAUCCGCGACUCUCUGCCAGGUAGCCGUGAAAAUCAGAAGCGCGUGGCUCCGGUGUCGCGACGGUGUUUUAGUUUCCCGCCGUCGGCGCGAGCAGCUGCUGACGCGAUGCUUUAGCCAUGGACAGCAGGAUAAAUGAGAAUCCUGCAAGGACUUUUGAUUUGGCUCUUCAGGUUGCCUGUCCAUCAUCUGAAAAUGAAGAUCCGACAGUGCUGUGGAAGUUCCCUCAGGACUUUGGAGACCAGGAGGUCCUGCAGACAGUGCCUAAGUUCUGCUUCCCAUUUGACGUGGAAAGAGUAUCUCCAACUCAGGUGGGCCAGAACUUCACGUUUGUGCUCACAGAUAUUGAAAGCAAGCAGAGGUUUGGGUUCUGUCGGCUGACGUCCGGCUGCAAGCUCUGCAUCUGCUUGCUCAGCUAUCUCCCAUGGUUUGAGAUUUAUUAUAAGCUGCUAAAUACCCUUGCAGACUACUUAUCGAAACACCAGGAAGAUGACUUGAACGACAUGCUGGAAACACUGCACAACCACCCCGUGCCAAAGCCGAAUACGCCAGUAAAUCUGAGUGUGAGCAACCACUUACAUUUUGCCAAUGGGCAAGUAGUGCUGCAUCCAGGAAGCAGACAGUUGCAUUCGUACUUCGUAGCUCCUGAUAUUAACGGACUACCCACUAUACCUGAAAGCAGAAAUUUAACUGAGUACUUCGUAGCAGUGGAUGUGAACAACAUGUUGCACCUUUACGCCAGCAUGCUGCAUGAGCGACGCAUCAUCAUUACCUCAAGCAAGCUUAGCACUUUAACUGCAUGCGUGCAUGGGUCCACUGCCAUGCUCUACCCUAUGCACUGGCAGCACAUCUUCAUCCCUGUACUUCCUCCUCAUCUGCUGGAUUACUGCUGUGCGCCCAUGCCAUAUUUGGUCGGAGUUCAUCUCAGCCUUUUAGAGAGAGUAAAGAGCAGGUCCCUGGAGGAUGUGGUCAUCCUGAACGUGGACACAAACACCCUGGAAAGCCCCACAGAUGACCUGCACAACCUGCCUAGUGAUGUGGUGUCGAGCCUGAAGAGUAAGCUGAAGAAGCAGUCCACGGCGACCGGCGCUGGUGUGGCCCGGGCCUUUCUGCACGCUCAAGCCGCCCUCUUCGGAUCCUACCGGGACGCCCUCCGAUAUAAACCCGGAGAGCCAAUCACCUUCUGCGAGAAGAGCUUCGUGGCACACCGUUCCAGCGCCAUGAGAGGCUUCCUCGAGAUGGCAGUGAACCUGCAACUCUUCAAGCAGUUCAUUGAAGGCAGACUGGCCAAAUUAAACGCAGGAAGGGGCUUUACAGACGUCUAUGAAGAGGAGAUCACAGAGGGCGGCUUCUGCAAGAGUAAUUCGAAGUCUUAUCAACAGUGGAUUCACACCAAGAUGCGGGAGAGGGCGAAACCAGUUGUGAAGAACUUUCAGAUGGCCAAAGAUCAUGCGAAGCGGAAAAUACGCGACAUGAAGGACAAGAUUACACAAAAGGACACUGAAGAGGAGGAAAGCCCAUACUGUGAAGGUUCUCCCACCAGCACUAAAAGCCUCUCGCCCAGGAGACUUCAGAGGAUAGCGUAUCAAAACCUGAAGUCGUCUCCACACAUGCUCUAUCCUGACAGUUAUAACAAUGACGACAAUGCGAGCAGAAUCUCAUCUGAGGACAGCGGGGAGGUGCCGUCCUACAAUGAGGACAGUGAUGAGUCUGAUUUAGAGCUUCAGUCUGAAGUCAGUCAGUCGGGACAGAUGAACCUGCUGGAGGAGAUUCUGGACUCGCUCAGUACAUCCCACAUCGAGGAGGGCAGACUGUCUGCCGCCAAGAGCCUCGACUUCUUCAGGUCAUUCGAAGACCUUGACUACAAUCCCAAGAAAAGCUUCAAGUCUCCACUGUGCAGUAGUCCUGCUGCGACCGGAUGUGAAGUAGGAAACGGAGAACCAGCCGGCUGGAAAACAGGUCAAGAUGACAGCGCCAUCCACGGUAAACAUCUCCCGCCUUCACCUCGACGCCAAACCAGCUCCUGCUCCCUUCCAGUCCAUCCUCCCCCUCCCACUGAAAACGUCCCAAUGAGGAACUCUCUCCCGGAAACUCCCACAAUACAGAUCAUGCUUCCCGACAUGGAAAAGCCAACCAAUUCAGCUGAUGGCCUACUGAGCCCCGAAAAAAAGUACCUAGCAGCCCGAAGCCUCUCCAGACAGAAGGUCCUUUCCAGAAAAACCCAGAGGCCCCAUCACGAGCACAAGACAGCAAGCGGACAACUUUCAAUGCAUGUACCCUGGGAGAUGGAAAAGCAGCUCCUGGGCACAUGUAUAGAAGGAGGAGGCAGUGAGACUCAGGAGAAAGGCUUGUUAGAGGAGAUCGAGUCCAUGUGUCGCAUUAGCAUGGCCUUUGAUAGCAACCAGGAGUUCAAUCAGAACAACAGCAGCCGGGACAAAUCCUGAGACAGCAGCACAACACUUGUGUUUAUCAUUGUCUGUUUUCUCUUCUGACGUCACACCAGCACUCUUCAUAUGUGAAGGAUCUGCAGGGCUGUUUAGUGGUUUAUAUGAAUGAUCGGUCCUCUUAUUUCUUAACCAAAGGGCAAAAGUUUGAGAACAGUUAGAUUUUUUUUUUCUGCUCACCA
Danio aesculapii is the source of this 2865-nucleotide messenger RNA. RefSeq names its product DENN/MADD domain containing 1B (gene dennd1b). Gene Ontology annotation, cellular component: intracellular membrane-bounded organelle; cytosol; nuclear speck. Gene Ontology annotation, biological process: endocytosis; endocytic recycling. The transcript has 23 exons. The coding region runs from base 359 to 2683 and encodes 774 amino acids. Lineage: Eukaryota; Metazoa; Chordata; Actinopteri; Cypriniformes; Danionidae. The record is from RefSeq and is a predicted model, not a curated record. Gene Ontology annotation, molecular function: phosphatidylinositol phosphate binding; guanyl-nucleotide exchange factor activity.